UGUUCUGUGAUGUUUAGUCUAAAUGCCUUCAUAGAAAAAAACACUCUUCUAUAGGAAAAAAAUUCAGAUAGUUUAUGUUUUGUUUUUAUUAAAAUGGAAGAAGUUCAGAGACAUUCAGUUCAUACUUUAGUUUUUAGGUCUUUGAAAAGAUCUCAUGAUAUGUUUCUAUCUAAUCGAGGGUAUUUACCACCAGAAGACGAAAAUGCGGAAAAGACAUAUCAAGCUACUAAAGCAAGGGACUUAUAUGGUGAAGUGUUUGAUGAUGUAAAGAAAAUGAAAGCCAUGAAAACUUUAAGAGAUGUGGAAGCUGGACCAAAUCCACCACCUCCUGGUACUAAUCACAAUGUGGACAAUGAUACUACUGAAAAUGCCCUUGUACCAGUUGCAGUUACAAAUGACAAUGCCUUGAUGCGCACUAGUCAGAAUUCAAACCAGAACCAGUUAAUGAAUACUAUUAAAAAAACACCAAUUAUGCCUAAACCUAAAUGGCACGCACCCUGGAAAUUAUAUAGGAUAAUUUCAGGACAUUUGGGUUGGGUACGUUGUGCAGCAGUAGAACCAGGCAAUGAGUGGUUUGCUACUGGUGCAGCAGAUAGGAUUAUAAAGAUCUGGGAUUUGGCAACUGGCUCUCUUAAGGUAUCCUUAACUGGCCAUGUUAGUACUGUUAGAGGAUUAGCUGUUAGUGCUCGACAUCCAUAUUUAUUCAGUUGUGGUGAAGAUCGUCAAGUAAAGUGCUGGGAUCUGGAGUAUAAUAAAGUAAUAAGACACUAUCAUGGCCAUCUCUCUGCGAUAUAUUCCCUUUCACUCCACCCAACAAUUGAUGUAUUGUUAACAGCUGGAAGAGACUCUACGGCAAGAGUGUGGGAUAUGAGAACUAAAGCCAAUGUACAUACCUUAACUGGUCAUACACAUACAGUUGCAAGUGUUAUAACUCAAGCAACAGAACCACAGGUUAUCACAGGAUCUCAUGAUACUACAAUAAGGUUAUGGGAUUUAGCAGCUGGAAAAUCAAUUUGUACCUUGACAAACCAUAAGAAGAGUGUAAGAAAUGUUGUAUUCCACCCAACAUCAAACAUGUUUGCUUCGGGGUCGCCUGAUAAUAUCAAACAAUGGAAAUGUCCAGAUGGAAAGUUUAUACAAAAUUUGACAGGCCAUAAUGCUAUUGUGAAUUGCUUGGCCGUUAAUCCAGAUGGAGUUCUGGUUUCUGGAGGGGAUAAUGGUACACUUCAUUUCUGGGACUGGAGGACAGGUUACAACUUUCAAAGAAUGCAAGUUCCUGUACAACCUGGUUCAAUGGACAGUGAGGCUGGUAUUUUUUCAAUGACAUUUGAUCAAUCUGGCACAAGAUUAAUAACUACCGAAGCAGACAAAACAAUAAAAAUUUAUAAGGAAGACGAUGAAGCAACAGAAGAAACUCAUCCAAUCAACUGGAAACCUGAUAUCCUUAAACGAAGAAAGUUUUAGAACUGAAUAUUUCAUAUUUUUAUGUGUACAUAGUUUUUUAUCAACUCUCAAUAAGUUUAUUUUAAUAAAUUACAUUUUGUGAGA
This is a messenger RNA of Harmonia axyridis, 1548 nucleotides long. It is a transcript of the gene Tango4, whose product is annotated as pleiotropic regulator 1. Gene Ontology annotation, cellular component: catalytic step 2 spliceosome; Prp19 complex; precatalytic spliceosome. The transcript has a single exon. Lineage: Eukaryota; Metazoa; Arthropoda; Insecta; Coleoptera; Coccinellidae. Gene Ontology annotation, molecular function: protein binding. Gene Ontology annotation, biological process: mRNA splicing, via spliceosome. The record is from RefSeq and is a predicted model, not a curated record. Bases 94 to 1464 code for a protein of 456 amino acids.